Seriola aureovittata is the source of this 5274-nucleotide messenger RNA. It is a transcript of the gene ccdc13, whose product is annotated as coiled-coil domain containing 13. The coding region runs from base 274 to 2043 and encodes 589 amino acids. Gene Ontology annotation, biological process: non-motile cilium assembly; cytoplasmic microtubule organization. Gene Ontology annotation, cellular component: centriolar satellite. The transcript is spliced from 15 exons. The record is from RefSeq and is a predicted model, not a curated record. NCBI's taxonomy places the organism in Eukaryota, Metazoa, Chordata, Actinopteri, Carangiformes, Carangidae.
CCUGCUGCGUAAUAUUUUGAUACAUCAUGAAGCUUAUUGUUUUACCGACACUCUGUGCCGGAAUAUCCUGUUUGGUGUAUCCUCUCAUGCGGUACAUACCGAGGCAAGUUAACACUCAAAACAUCCCGGUCACUGAUGACUAUAUUGUUGCUCCCGCGAGAUCUUGUUCUGAGCCUCUGGAAGGCCGUUGCUGUGGAUACAGGAGCGUCGCGACUCGGUGCAAAACAUCUUCCUGUUCGCUUACAGGGACCUUACUUGGAUAAAUGACAGAUCAUGGAGCAUGAUGAGCUGAAUGACUUGCGGCUUCAGUUCCAAGUGCUACAGAAACAACAGGAGAAAAGAAAACUGGAAAGAAAAAAGGAGAAAGAAUCAGAUAAGCCUAAUGUCAGUGUUUCACAGGAUGAUCUGGAUCUGUCAAAACAAGGCAUGCAGGCAGACAACCUGCCUGCAAAUGACAGACUUCUGCAGAAUGAGAAUCAGAAUUUGGUGGACCAGCUGAGAGAGCUGCAAGAUGAAAAUGGUCGGCUCUUCAAACUUCUGAGUGAAAAGGAUUUUGAAAUUAAACACCUUAAGAAGAAAAGAGAAGAGGAACGACUGGCCUUAGCAGGCACGUCGGGUUUGGCAGGGGAUGUAGCAGCCACCAAGAUUGUUGAGCUGUCCAAGAAGAACAGAGAGCUGACCUCUGAAGUUGAGCGAGAAAAGAUUAAGUCGAAGCAAAACAGCAACAGAAUAAAAGAGCUUGAGAAAGAGCUUCAGACCGCUUUGGUGCACUCUCUACCUGGGCAAAAGAUUGAUACAAAGCCACAGAAUAAGAGGUCAUCUGAAGACUGUGAGCAGGAAAAUCUGGUGGUGAAAUCCCUACAGGAAAAAUUAGCUGCUGCCCAGCUGAAAGUAACUGAGUUUCGCAACCAGGUUCAAUCCGCCAAACAGGAGUUGAAAGUAGCUCAGAAGGUGUUGAUCAGUGAGGUUGGAGAGGAGGUCAACCUUCAGCAAUUACUAAACUGCCCAGGGAGCUUUAGAGGUCGCUCUCAGCAGAUACUGGCUCUUCAGACAAGGGUACGGGAUCUUGAGAAGCAGCUGAACCAGUCAACUCAGCGGAGACAGCCAAGUGUCUUGAGUGCAGAGGAAGAAUUUCUUGGCUUGGGGGACCUUCUGAAAACCCCCACCCAAGACAGGAACCUCAGCUACAUCCGCACCAUCGAGAAGGAGAAGAGGGAGGCGUUCGAGAGGAUCUCAGUGGACUACGAGGCCCUCCUGAAAGACCAUGAGGAUGUGAAGAAAAAGCUGGAAGCCUCUAAAGCCAGGAGCAAAUCUCUGUCUGCAGAAGUGAAAACUCUGAAGGUCCAGAUUUCCACCCUGCUCGAGAAGGGUAAACAUGAUGAUGAGCUUGUGGAUGCUUUGCUGAAGCAGCAGACCCAGAUGCAGGAGGUGCUGAGGCGGCUCAGCAAACAGCAGAACGGACAGAGCAAGGAGACGCAGCAGAGCUCGAGACGCCAGCUGAGCAUUGAGCCUUCAGAGCACAACACUCUCAUCCAGAAGCUUAAGCAGGUGGUUGCUGAGAAAGAAGCCAAGAUCAAAGAGCUGGAGGAGGAAAUCCAGCAGCUCUCCAUUAAGGAAGAGGGCAUGGAAGUGCAGUCCAGCCUCAAGACAACAAUUUGCAGUGCAGGCUUUGCCCCUGAAGAGGGAGACAUUGACAAGAGAAUAACAUCUUCAGGUUCAGUUUCUAAAUUUGGUCAUAAACUGCUGCUGCCUUCUGUGAGAAGUAGUGUGGACUUCAAGGCUCCAGGUUCUUCAAAUUGUCCACAAUGUUCAGCUGAUGUGAGUGCACUCAUGACGCAGUGUAGUGAAUAUAAAAUCCUCUGUGUGGAGAGGGACAGACUCCUCGAGCUGGUGAACAUCCUACAGAUAAAGGAAAAGGAGAUGAACCAGAGGUGUUUGCAGGCAGAGCAGAAGUAUCAGGAGGAGCGCCGCAGCACAGUGAUCCUGGAGCAGCAGCUGGAGAGGACAAAAUUAGAUUCAAAGAGCAGUGUCCCUCAGUGCUAGGACGGCAGGAGUCUAUAAACAACAGGAACGGUCCAUAGACAAACUGAAUAGGCUGUCCAACACGUUGACUGGCAUUCAUAAACAUUUUGUUUCUAACUUUGUCAACACUGUAGAUGUUUUGAACUGUUCUUGAGUUUUGUUUUUCCAACUAUCAAAUUUACACCAACAGAAACAGCGAUGCAUGGCAGUGGACACACUGCCUAUGGACAGCGCUCAUUCUGACUCUCACGUUUGGACUGCACAGAGAUGUUCAAGUCACUCUUAUAUGUCAUCUCUUGGCUGGUCAUUCAGCUGGAGGUAACGGAGGCACUGAGGGCAUCGCUAAAGAGCACUCUCCACCAUGACCUGCAGCUCUGCAGUGACGUGAUGAGACAAGUCAAGCAUGUUUUCCUGCAGGCUCUGUGACAGCCCAGACAAGACACUAACCAGGGGAAGUGGCUGGUCCCUGUUCAACCUCACGUCCAGCUGAGCCCUACCUUCUCCUGUCACACGUGUCAAACAUCAGCCUGCAGGAAACAGGCUCUCCUCUUCUGCCUCACAAACACCACACAGAUCUUAUUUUUCUUCAUCUGAACCCUCACCGACAGUUUAUGGUGGUCCCUUUCUGCAUUUGGGUGACGUCAGUUUAACCACUUGAGUACCUUGAGUAGCAGAGCUUUCAACUUAACCCUAAUGGCAUCAGACAAGUGUUCCUACCGAUUACAGAAAUGUUUGACGCUGAUAAGACGUCUCUCCAUGGUUUCAUAUUUUGUCUGCUUGCUGUUUUAUAAAUGUCACUGUCACAUUUUAUUAAAUCAAUGUAUGUCUUUUCUUCCGCUGGCAACCUUAAGUGCAUUGCAGGUAUAGUUAGCGACUAUAUCUGUUUUUUCAAAUAUUUUUAUAAACUAAUGAGACAUCUAAUUUAAUCAAUGAAAAGGAAUCUAAAUCUUCACUAAAUGCUUUGAAUAUAUUCAAUAUAUCCUUCAUGGCUAUUACCUUGCUACAGUUUUUAGUUUUUUUUGGCCCCAGAUGGUUGUACGUAAAUGUGUGACAGGCCAAUCCAAAUAGUAAACACCUCAGUUAAGUUCCCAAAAGCUUCAAUAUUCCUUUUAAAUAUUACUGUUAAUCAUUUCUGACUUGAAACCAGCUGUGUGGGAAUAGUGGUUGGAAAUGAAUGCGGACUCAAGCUGCACAAACUCCCGCUGUAGUCCUCCAUACGUUCCCCAGAGCAUGUCACACAUAUGUACAGUAUGGCUGUGUGAUCUUAAAUUCUCCUAAAUUCCAAAUGUUGUCUGGAUAUGCGUAGCCUGGUGGGAGUGGCCCCUACAUUCGUACUAACAUCCGAGUUAUUUUCUUCCGAUGUAGCCAAAAGGAUUUCAGCAGAAACCCCCCUCCACCCCACCCCGCCCUCCUUCUCUUCCCCCCUCCACAUCACGCUUAAUUUAAAACCAUGGCUGAGUUAGUGUGCUGCUUCAAAUACCGCACUAUUUCUUCCAGGACCCUGUGGGAGAUUGGCAGGUCCCCAUUGGACUAAGCGAGAAAGUGCCACAUGACAAAAAUAUCAGCGUUUGGACAUGAUGAAGAAAGCCUUUAUGCUCAGAGUAACAAAAAACAGCUUGUGUUGAAUACCUCCUGGAUAGAAGGUGAGGCACCUUUUAAUGUAGUAGAGUGAGAUGUGUCAUUGGAGGAACAGAUGAGAUACCGUGAGGCUUAUGACUACAUGUCCUGCAGGAUUGCCAAAUGUGUAUCAAAUAUAGCAAUGUGCGUCACAAAGGGUGUUGAUGGAGCAAAUACUUGUCAUGGUCCCUAACUGCAUCCGAUUCCAGGGAAAAUGUUUCACUUAAUACAUUUUUGUCUUUCGUUGUUUUUUUUGUUUGUUUGUUUGUUUUUUUAACAUCUGCAAUAACACAACUUCAUAUAAAAGUGUAGUCAGUGUUCCUGAGCAUGUAGAACAUCUUCCAAAAAGUGUAAUCUGAAGCUUUUAUUUUGAACAUGUGCUACUUGAUAGGAGCAAGGCCAAAAUGACCAGCUUUGGGGUUUUAAAUAAAGCUUAUUGCUGUUCAAUACUCAUUUCCCUGUAUUUUCAGCUAAACCCCAGUGUUGUCACAGAUAGAUGCAACUACUCUUGUUGACUUCAGUCAUUAGAGAGUGUCAUCACUUUCAAAUAAAUUACACUAUGCCAAACAAUUUUAAUAUUGUUUUAUGUAGCUGUAUUACGCAGAAAGGUGUAGAUUUAUUCCAAAAUGCCCAAUAACCCACCAAACCAAACACAAACUUAUGUAAACACAGCAUACGUAAACAGCCUCACCUAUUUGUCAUUCCAGGUUUGAAUGACUCCUUUCUCCAUCCUUCUCCUCAGAGGUAUUCCCUCGUUCUGGACCGAUGCUUCCUGCAGACCAUUGACUGCAUCCAGAAACUAAAGUAAAUAGUGGAGCUGUGAACGCAGAGGUUAAAGUUAGCCAUCAGUAUAUGAGGGAUCUGUGAACUUUACUCAGGCCAGAAAACGGUUUGUGCCUCUAUGAGUCCAUUCAUCUCCCAGUGCGUCUCAUUUACAUGUAAUGGAAAGAAAAUAAACAGCAGAGUCCUAAUGUGCUCAUUUACAGUAAGUAGAAAUAAAAUAAUGAGCUGUUAUCUUCACUUCAUGACAGUGCUGAAGCGAUGAUAAGCACUUUUUUUUUUUUUUUUUUUACAAGUGAAAUGUUCGUCAAAGUCAACCGAAUGAGUAAAAUUGUUGCUGCCAUUGAUAUCCAAAAUCAAGUAUGGAGGCAAGUUCUGUCAAUGGAUUAUCUGAUCUUGAUUUUGAUCUCUGCCUCUUUCUCUCUUAUGUCAAACUUUUGAAGAUAUGUUUGAUCUUUUUUUUUUUUUUUACUUUGGCUUCCCUUGCAGUUUCUCAAUAGAUGUAUUCUGGAGCAGUGAAGUGCAUGUCAAUACUGUCUGCUUUUUUUUUUUAAAUUUUUUAUGUAAUUUUGUUUAUUUGAGCAAGUUUAAAAAUAGGCAACAUCACUAGAUGGCAGUGUAGUUAGUCACGUACUGUAUAUCACCUCAUUUAUCAACUAUUGAUGUGUCUUUCUGACAGUCAGUGACCUGUUAUUGUCCUGCAAUGAUGAAAUCUGUAGCCAAAAAUGACAAGGACUUAAUAUAAAGUAUGCUUAAUCUGCUAGAAAUGUGCAGUAUCUAUUCUAAAUAGUACAUUUUUAUUGUCAUUGUGAUAGCCCAGUUGUGAUCAAAUCAAUAAACUGUAAAGGAAAGUGA